Molecule: messenger RNA, 1811 nt
Organism: Penaeus vannamei (Pacific white shrimp)
Lineage: Eukaryota; Metazoa; Arthropoda; Malacostraca; Decapoda; Penaeidae
Source: RefSeq, a predicted model, not a curated record
GUUUUGAGAUAAGCUGUCAUAUGAUCAUUAGUGUUCUUUCGUCAACAAAAAAAGCUUUAUUGGAGGAAUGAUAUAUAUAUUUUUUCAUUUUAUUUUCCUUUUGAAUAAAACAAGUUGAAGUAUUACAAAUUUACAAUCCUACAUCUCAGGUUUGCGAGGUUGUGUGUAAGAACGAUCUUGCCGAAGAGGAAGAAUAACCCAAAAGACGUCUCAGACAAGAGGGCCAAUGUGAUGGCGGGGAAAAAGGUAUUUGUCACUGUUGGAACGACCCACUUUAAUGCCCUAAUCGAGGUGAUGUCAAAGGAGGAGACCCUUAAGAUUCUUCACUCCAAAGGAUAUACAAGUCUUGUCUUACAAAUAGGUCAGGGAGACUUUGUUCCUCCUACUCAGAAGUGUCAUGGUGUUACCUUGUCAUUCUUCCGUCUAAAGCCCAGCAUUGCGGAGGACUUUGCUACGGCAGAUCUGGUCAUAAGUCAUGCAGGCGCCGGAUCUUGCCUUGAGGCCCUUGAAGCAGGGAAACCACUAAUAGCUGUCGUUAAUAACACGUUGAUGGAAAAUCAUCAGAGUGAGCUUGCUGAAGAACUCUCCAAAUCUGAAUUAUGUUUCUGCUGUUAUCCAUCCACAAUACAAGAAACUCUAGCAAACUUAGAUGUGUCAAGGCUCAAAGCUUAUGAACCUGGCCAACCCAAACUCGUGGCCAAAUAUCUAGACAGUGUCAUAAGAGUUUUUUAGUCAAUCGUCUCUUAUUUCAAAGGUGGAACUGGAAAUAUAGAGUUUAUGGUUCAUCUUGCUGAUACAGUUUAGCAAGUUUAAAUAUAUUAUGACUUUAUUUUAUGGAAGAAAUGAGGCUGGAUAAUGUGGCAUAAUUGUUAAAUCCAUUUUCUCAGUUUUCUGUAAAACGUUAUGACAUAGCAAGUUCUUUUUUCCCUCUAGUCUUCAAUUUCUGUUAUCAGUUUCAUUUCUUCAGAUCUGAUACUUCGUGUACAAGUAAAGAGUUUCAUUCAGGAAGUUUCUUUUGCUUGACUUUAUCUUUGAAUUUAAAAUUUAUUUUGGAUAUAAGUACGUAUAAAGUCAGGUCAUAUUCAUUUAUUGUUUAGCCUUUUGCUCUUGUGAUCUCAGUCCAUUACUCCAAAUUUAGUUCCAGGAGCAUUUUCCAAACAUAUCAGUGUGAUUCUUUUAAGUCUGUCUCACUCAAAGCAAAUUGAGUUGAAUCAUUGACUUCUAAAUUUCUUUAAGUGUUAAACCCAAGAUAAUCAAGAAAUCAGUCACUCCUUUCUCUGUUUCAAGGUAAAGUUUCUUUUUUUGACUUGUACACAUUUAGUUUGACAAAGAAUAAUUUGCACAUAUGAAGGCAUGCUUUCCAAAUGUGUCCUCAGACCACUUGCCCAGAAAUGUAUAAAAUAUUUUCUUAAUUCAACCUCACUUGUAAUAUAAGCAUUGGUAUGUUCAUACUAAUCAUGAGAUUCUAGUAUAUUGAUGUUUAUGUUACAGAUGAAAUUUAGAAGUAACAAAAUAUUUAAUAAGUGCAUUUUUAGGUAAUUGGGAUAAGAACACCUAAGAACACUUGUCCUCAUAUGAUGUCAGAGGUGCAGUUUAAUAAUAAUAUUCGUUUUGGUUCAGAUCUAUUUGCUUCAUGGGCUCAUUCUUACAUAUACAAUGUACUCAUUAUUGUAUGUUAUCAACUGUAAACUGGCUGGGAUGAACAACUAAAAAUUGAUUCUGAAAUUUUACCUUACAACUGGCCCUGAAGUGAAGAUCAUUUAUUUAUUUUUUUAUUGUAUGCCAAUAAUAUCAUUAAAAAUAUGAGAAAA